AUGGCUGCCUCAGAACCCACCAAGAAUGUUAGGAUCAUAUUGACACCCGAGGCAGAGGCACCCAAGGCAGAGGCACCUGGGGGAGAGGAGACAUCGCAGGAGGAGACACCCAAGGAACUGACAUCUCAGAAAGCGACAUCUCGGAAAGCGACAUCAUCUCCGAAAGCCAAAGCGACGUCUCCGAAGGCGACAUCUCGGGCGGUGGCCCCUGGGGAAGGGAGGUCCGAGGCGGCGGCCGUGGCCAUCCAGGCCUGGUGGCGGGGCACGCUGGUGCGCCGGACGCUGCUGCUGGCCGCGCUCAGCGCCUGCGUGGUCCAGCGCUGGUGGCGGCGGCUGCAGGCGGGCCGGCUGGCGGAGCGGCGCUGGGCGGCGCUGCGGGAGCAUGUGCUGCGGGAGGGCGCGGCGGUGCGGCUGCAGGCCUGGGUCCGCAUGUGGCGCGUCCGCCUGCGCUACAGCCGCCUGCUGCACGCCGCCCGCAUCAUCCAGCUGUACUGGCGCUGGCACAACUGCCACACCCGCGGCGUCAUCCAGGGCAACUACGACAUCAAGGAGGACCAGCUGAACCUCCACCUCGAAAUCUCGCUGGGCUCACAGGUUUGCAAAAUACACCAGUCCACGCCUCUCCCAAUAAAGCAGACGCAGGACCUGUGA
Molecule: messenger RNA, 651 nt
Organism: Pipistrellus kuhlii (Kuhl's pipistrelle)
Lineage: Eukaryota; Metazoa; Chordata; Mammalia; Chiroptera; Vespertilionidae
Product: IQ domain-containing protein F5
Exons: 2
Coding region: 1-651 (216 amino acids)
Molecular function (GO): calmodulin binding
Source: RefSeq, a predicted model, not a curated record